Symbiodinium necroappetens is the source of this 558-nucleotide messenger RNA. Lineage: Eukaryota; Dinophyceae; Suessiales; Symbiodiniaceae. The record is from the annotation of a GenBank genome assembly.
GCAUUUUCGGUGAAUCAACAUGCAGGCAUUUGUGACAGAGCGCCCUCCCAUGACUCCUUGGGCCGCGAGAUCACAGCAUGCCCCUGCACGACGCCGAAGUUUCUUACCGGCGAGCACUGUGAGAUGAACAAGUUCGAUGACAUGAUCAACUACCUGCGGCGCAGCAAUGCAGCAGCUCGCAAGAGAGGCGAGGAGACUCAACGCUUCGGCCAGGUUGUGGCAAUUGACAUGGAAUUCCAGCUGUUCUCAAGGAUUUGGUGUGUGGCAGAGCUCGUGGAAGCGGAGAAGCUGCAUCUGCCACAAGCCUUGAAAAUGCACUCCCAAAGCUCACGGGAACAAUGCGUGCUGAAGCUUCACCAACUCGACGUCCGCUCGGCACAAGCCAGCUUUGAAGCAGACCGUCAACUGGUCUUGGACAAGAUCCAAGAUGUCGACCUAUUCAAUGACAAGUUGCGUGACCUUUUGCUGACACGGCUCAAUGGUUUUUUGUUCGCAGAGCUGCUAGUCGGCCUUGUGAGCGUUGAGGAAUUGCUGGCCACAAUCCUCGACACGAUUUAG